Molecule: messenger RNA, 4464 nt
Organism: Perca flavescens (yellow perch)
Lineage: Eukaryota; Metazoa; Chordata; Actinopteri; Perciformes; Percidae
Gene: mapre1b
Product: microtubule-associated protein, RP/EB family, member 1b
Exons: 7
Coding region: 244-1020 (258 amino acids)
Molecular function (GO): microtubule binding
Source: RefSeq, a predicted model, not a curated record
CGUUUCCCGUUCCGUUGUGACGUCAACAAAUCGGUUCUUCCGCUGCCGGUAGGGUGAACGUGAGCUGCCAAGAAGAAGAAGAAGAAGAAGGAGAGGAAAAAGCAGAAGUGUCUAUACCGUCGAAAUAAUUACAGAUAGCGCUUUUUAUGACACCGACUUACGCUCCAGAAAAAUAAUCAAAGCAUCGUGUCCAAGAUCUGAGAAAGCCAACACACUCCAGGUAACGUUAGCAGGAGACCGACAAUGGCUGUAAAUGUGUACUCGACUUCAGUGACCAGUGACAACUUGAGUCGUCAUGACAUGUUGGUCUGGAUCAAUGAUUCUCUACAGAUGAACCUCACCAAAAUAGAAAUGUUGUGUACAGGUGCUGCCUACUGCCAGUUCAUGGACAUGCUCUUUCCCAACUCUGUGCCUCUGAAGAAAGUUAAAUUUGGUGCCAAACUGGAGCAUGAAUACAUCCAUAACUUCAAGCUUCUGCAGGUUUCCUUCAAAAAGAUGGGAGUCGACAAAAUCAUUCCAGUAGACAAACUGGUGAAGGGGAAGUUCCAGGACAACUUUGAGUAUGUCCAGUGGUUUAAGAAGUUCUUUGAUGCCAACUAUGAUGGGAAGGAGUACGACCCAGUGGAGGCUAGGCAGGGCCAGGAUUCCAUGCCCAUACCCAACACUGCCAUGUCAGCUCUCACCAAAACCCCUAAGAAGGCCCUCAGUCAAGCUCCUCAAAGGCCACCUGUUGCCAAGGUAGCGCCCAAGUUGGCUAACGUCAGUGCGAGGAAGCCGGGAAUGGGAGGAGGCGACGAGGAAAGGGCGGAGCUUAUGAAUGAGGUGGAGAUGCUGAAAUCUACCAUUCAGGACAUGGAGAAGGAGAGAGACUUUUAUUUUGGUAAGCUGCGGAACAUUGAGCUCAUUUGCCAGGAGAAGGAAGGAGAGGGCGACCCCACGCUGCAGAGGAUCAUCGACAUCCUCUACGCCACAGACGAGGGUUUCGUGAUCCCGGAUGCCGAGGAGCAGGAGGAGUUUUAAUAUUCAGGCGAUUCCCUGGUCUACAUGCCCCCACCUCGAGAUCCUUUCUCAAGCCAAGACAGCCAGUUUGGUUUUCUAUCAUCACCAAACCUGAUCUCUCGACUUGUGCCCCGCCAGCCCUGAACCCAAAUCCCAACCUGCUGGACCUCUUCCUCUAUCUUCUUCUUUUAACAAUAAUCAAGAAGGCCUCGGUCAAAGGCUCUUCUUCUUCUUCCACACCUGUCAGUCUGCGAGAGUCCCAGGCCCCCACCCUCACCUGUAAUCCCAUCCUUUCCCAAACCAGAUUGUGCAGUACAUAUCUGGUUUUUGUAAUGGACUUGAGUGUGAAAACACGGUUGUGUGUGUGUGUGUGUGUGUGUGUGUGUGUGUGUGUGUGUGUGUGUGUGUGUGUUUUGUUUUAAAAUCCAUUUGAAACCAAUCCAACAUGAAGAAGCUCCUCUGAAGACCCGACUGUCAUCAUUUUGUCCCAAACUAAGCCACAUGGUUUGUUUUUGUCUGAUGGCGCGGCAGCCAUUUUGUGCCUCUCCUCUUGAUACUGAAUUAGAUUAAUUUGUAGGAAGAUGCAUGCCCAGAGAAAUACACACACAUUCCAAACUACAACACUUAGUUUUGCAGUUUUAAAAAAACAAAAACCCAAAUCUGAGCUGUAUUUAGUAUGUUUUGCUUGCUGGUCCCAUUUUGAGUCCUGCUGAAGAUGAGUAGUGUGUUUUGAACUACUUGAUCCAGUUUGAUGUAGCCAAUAUAUUUGACUCCAAAGGGCUCAGGGUUUAGUCUGGGACAAGGCAACAGCCGGGGGGGGGGUUUCCUCUCUGCCUUUUUACCACCAAGGAGACCUCCUGAUGUAGUCCUGUUUGUAAAUGUGUGCUACUGUUUAUCUGUAUUAUCCCCCUCACUCCAUUUCAUUUGUUCUUUUUAUUUAGUUUUCUCUGUUGCAAGUUAUUUGGGCACCUGUCAGUGAUGCUCUCAACAUUUAUUUUUCACGCUCACUAAAACAUCACUGUGGCAAGCUUUGACUUGUUUUCUCACAACGAUAGAGAGAAAAGGAGGGGUUACUGAUAUAGAAAGUGCUGCUCUUCUUGUAGCAGAUCACAUGCUCCCACUCGACCUCAGCUUGUUAAAUCUGCUCCAGGAAAGUGGCUUUUUCUUCCCCCACCCCCCUACCCCCCUGUCCUUUUGUAAAAUGUAAUUUUGAUAUUUUUUACCUGAUUUGAAAUAACCCAUUAUUAUUGAUUCCACACAAUCUGUUUUCUGUUAGCAGCAACUCGUUGUUAUUGAAGUACAUCACUUUAUCAAUGGCCUUAUCAUAAGAACAUUUUUUUCAUAACUUUUUUUAUUUUACUUUAAUGUUAGUCUUAUUGGGCAAAUGUUUGUACUGUUAGUCCUAUUUUUAACGUGUUCUGAAAAUAAACAACGUUGGAGGUAUUUUGGACAAAAGCUGUGUGUCGGGUUGCAGCAAACCACCUAAUGUUCAUACAGCAAACUAAAUAUACAUAUUUAGUUUAACUGAAUGGGUUUCUGAUGAAGUGUGUGGGUGUUUUUUUACCACCAGUUAGCUCCACGGUGAAAUAAAUGUAUCUCAGCUGCAGACUUUGAAACUCUAUUGCGUAGAAUUUAAAUUGGGAUCGGUUAGCUCUGGGGUGUCCCUCAGCUGAUGGAGCAUGUCUCCAUCAGAGACCCGGUAACUUCACCAUUUAACAAGCACUGCCAUGUGGGUUGAAUGUUGCACAUAAUCAAAGGGUGCCUGGCUAUCUUUUUUUUUUGUAUUUUCUGGUAGUUGCCUUUUAGUAAAACCGCACUUACAAAAAAACAUGAACUUUGGCUUUCAGAAACAAUUUCCAGAUCGUACUUUUUUGCAGAAUGUAAGCUUUUAUUUUUUCCGUUCUAAAGACUGAUUUGAACUACGGAGUUUCUUGAUGUGAGCACAGUCCACCUUGGUAUGGUGGCAUCUGUGCCCUGCAGCAUGCUGGGUAUGAAUAUAAGCUUCAAGCUCUGACUGACUUUCAGCUUUAAUUUGGGAGUUUUUACAUCCAUUUUAUUUUGUGAUUACUUUUGGACUCGUUUUACUCAGCCACCCAAUUUUUGGACAUUGCAGCAGGAAAAUGAUCAGCUAAGAUGAGUCAACCAGAGAGUUUAGUCCGACUCCAUCACCUCAUCAGUCGUAUGGCUCAAUUUCUAAAGCCAAAAACUCUCAAAAGUUGGAAGGGAAUCUGGCAAAUCUUAUCAAUGUCUGCGGAUGUCUGAGGGACAUGUGAAGGUCCAGGACUAAAAAGGAUUGGACCAAAUAUUAAAUAUAAGUUUGGUCACCUGAAACUGGUGUACUGAAUAAAAAGCUCCCUUUCCUUUGCUGUUCAUCGGACACGGAUUUAACCACGCAUCAACUUAAAGUGCAAGUCAGGACGUUUCUGCAAGUCCUUGUAUUUUCGGAUCGAAUGUCCUAUAAGCCCAGUGGCAACACAACCAACUGCUCCUUACUGUCAGCAUUCUCUUUGGUCCCAUGAACAUUAACUAAGGUCUUCGAACUAAUGAACAUCGUCUUUAUUAAAGAAUCUGCUGACUAUUUUCUCAAAUUUUCUAAAUAGUUGAAACAUAAUUUCUUGGAUCAGAAAGUAUCUUUUUUUUAUUUAUUUUUUAUUUAACCAACAGUCCAAACCCCAAAGAUAUUUGGGUUAAUAUUUUAGUUGAUUUUAAACCAAGAAAAACCACAAAUCCUCAUGUUUUUUUUUAAUGCUGAAAUCAGGAUUUUUAUUUCUGACAUUUUCGCUUAGUCGACUCAAAUAGGGAAGCCGUGAGAGGCAAGUAAGGAUGUUCUUCUUUUGAUGAGUCAUUCCCUAAGUCUGAUCUUAAUUGUUUUCUCUCCUGUUUAUGACUGCAGAACAGGUGAAAACAGGUUUUACCAGCUGAAUUAUUUCAUAUUUGUUAGGAUGAAGUUUUAACACUCAUUUCACACAUGCAGUCUUUCCCUAAAACAAGAUGUUUCCUGCAUGGGGGGGGCAGGAUAAAUCUGUGCUGCCAAGUUCCCCCCCCCUCAGGACCUCGUAACAUCCCAGGAAAAAUGCUGGGAUGGCUUCAUUGUGAAUGCAAGCAGGAACAUUGCAGGGAUGGGCCUUGUUGGGCUGUCUCUGAUGGGUGCAUCAGUUUCUGGCGUUGCCUGCGUGUGUGAAUAGUGGAACUAUGUGUGGAAGGGUUAGGUUAACAUUAUGGUCAUGUCUAUCUUUUGGCUAGACGUGUAUUUUUGAAGAUUUUUUAUUGGUAUUUAACCACCAAAACAGCCCUCAACCAACCUGGGCUCUCUGCAGGUUUCACCAAGUCAUAUUUAAGACCUUUAUGAAUGAAAUUUAACACUUGUAUCACAACAUAAAAGUACAACGAGAACGUAGAGUCACAAACGUACUUGCAAAGUAAAUGAGUGUAUUCAAAUUGAAUAAAAGCGACACAGAGUAAUAA